This is a messenger RNA of Tribolium castaneum (red flour beetle), 1601 nucleotides long. Its product is annotated as UDP-glucosyltransferase 2-like. Gene Ontology annotation, molecular function: UDP-glycosyltransferase activity. Bases 56 to 1585 code for a protein of 509 amino acids. The record is from RefSeq and is a predicted model, not a curated record. NCBI's taxonomy places the organism in Eukaryota, Metazoa, Arthropoda, Insecta, Coleoptera, Tenebrionidae. The transcript is spliced from 3 exons.
AGAUUAAGAGUGAAUCAAAAUUCAAUCACUGUAAGUGAUUCCAGUCCAAGGGAAAAUGUGGUCCAAAGUGAUUUUGUUCGUGUUUUUUGUUAAUUAUGGCAAUAGUGCCAAUAUUCUGGGGUUGUAUUUUCACGCGGGGAAAAGUCACCACAUUCUUGGCGAAAUGCUCCUGAAAGAAUUGGCCAGGAGGGGGCAUAAUGUAACGAUGGCUAGUCCGUUUCCACUCAAGGAACCGUUCCCGAAUUAUACCGAUAUUCACUUGACCGGUAUUUUGGAAGAUCAAAUAGCAAGAGAGAGUAUGUUUAUGAAAAUGAACAAAGGCCAUGCCCUGGUUGGCGUCAACGACGUGCUUGAGUUAACAAGAGCCCAAACCGAGCUCACCCUCAACCACACCGAAAUGGCCAAGUUGCUAAAAUCCGGAACAAAAUUCGACGUUAUCAUAAUUGACUGGUUCAUGAACGGUGCAAUUUUAAUGUAUGGGAAGCUCUUCAACGCACCCAUCAUCCCCAUAGCCUCCCAUGGAACCACCCAUUUGGCCAACUACAUCGUGGGAAACCCAGCCCCGCCAUCUUACAUCCCGAACGCCAUGUUGCCCUUCCCGCCCAACAUGACGUUCUUCCAACGGAUGGUCAAUGGGCUCGUUACCAUCGCCUACAACGUGGUGGGUCACACCAACGCCAAGUACCACCAAGCUCUCUUGGAAAAAUAUUUCGAAAAUGCGCCAAGUCUCGACGAAUUGAAAGACACUGUGGCUUUGGUUUUGUCCAACGGACAUUACAGUUUUGAAUCUCCGAGACCUUUCGUCCCUAAUGUGAUUCCAGUCGGUGGGUUUCACGUCCAAAAAGCACGAAAACUACCAACUGAUCUCCAGAAAUAUAUGGAUGAGGCCAAACAUGGAGUGGUUUAUUUCAGUCUUGGGUCUAACAUGAAAAGUGUCUUACUUCCGAAAGAGAAACAGCAACAAAUUCUUAAAGCGUUUGCCAAAAUUCCGCACAAAGUUUUGUGGAAAUGGGAGGAUGAUAAUUUGGAAAACAAACCAGACAAUGUCUUGAUCCGCAAGUGGUUUCCACAAAAUGACAUUCUAGGCCACCCAAAUUUGAAAUUGUUCAUAACCCAUGGUGGCCUCUUGAGCACCAUUGAAGCGCUACACCAUGGGGUCCCAGUCCUGGGAAUCCCAAUUUUCGGUGACCAGAAAGCAAACAUCCCCAACGCCGUCUCCUCCGGAUACGCCGUCCAGUUAGAGUUGGCCGAUUUGGACGAAGCCACCUUAACCAAAGCCUUGGACGAGAUCUUAACCAACCCCAAAUACCAGGAAAACGCGAAAAAGCGCUCCCAACUCCUGCACGACCAGCCCAUGUCGCCCAUGGACACGGCCGUUUUCUGGGUGGAGCACGUGAUCCGGCACAAAGGCGCCCCGCAUUUGCGAAAUCUGGGCAGUUACCUGCCCUGGUACCAGUACCUGAUGCUGGACGUGGCGCUGUUUGUGGUUUUAUUUUUGCUAGUGGUUGUUGGUAUUGUCGGGUUUGUUAUUAGGAAAAUUUGCGGUUGUUGUUGUCAGAGGAAAAGUAAGGAAAAAAGGGAGUAAAUAAAGAUUGAUUGGA